Messenger RNA from Miscanthus lutarioriparius, 1302 nucleotides. The record is from the annotation of a GenBank genome assembly. NCBI's taxonomy places the organism in Eukaryota, Viridiplantae, Streptophyta, Magnoliopsida, Poales, Poaceae.
AUGCCGCUCCCGGCGUUCCUGGCGGCGGCGGCGAGGCUCGCCGUCCUGGUGGCCGCUGCCGUGACGGCGGCCAACGCGGCCUCCUUCGCGCGGUACCGGCGCCGCCACCUCCGCCACAUCCCCAACCCCAUCGACGAGUCCGCCGACCCCAUCGCCGACUUCCGCGCCCUCCUCUCCAACUCCGCCGCCGCCCCCGCCGCCGAGGAGGCCGCAGAAGAUGGCAAUUUCUUCUUUGGGCUAGCGACCGCGCCGGUGCAUGUCGAGGACAGGUUGGAAGAUGCUUGGCUUCAGUUUGCAGUCGAGCAUUCCUGCGAUGACAAGGAGGCCAUGUGUGACCAUAAGACAGCAGACGCGGUGAUGGCAUUGGCUGCAGGGGACGGAGGCGCUCAGUUGGCUUCUAGGUCUAGAGGGGACGAAAAGGCUGGCGAUGGAGAGAAGAGGAAGCCUCUUAAGGUUGCCAUGGAGGCAAUGCUCAGGGGGUUUGAAAUGUUUGUCGAGGGUGGUGAAUCUGGUUCUGGCGAUAAUUGCAGCCACAACGUCGCAGCUUGGCACAAUGUUCCUUGCCCGCAAGAAAGGCUUAAAUUUUGGUCUGAUCCCGAUACUGAGUUGAAACUUGCUAAGGAAACUGGGAUCAGUGUUUUCCGCCUGGGAUUGAUUGGACAAGGCAAAAGUAAAAGGAAGCCAAUCGUUGGUGUCGCUCAUCAUGUAUCGUUUACAUGGCCCUAUGGUCUAUUUGAUGUUGCUGCUGUCACACUGGCUAAUUCAUUGACCCUUUUCCCUUACAUUGAUAGCAUAUGUGAUAAAUUGGAUUUUAUUGGCAUCAACUACUAUGGGCAGGGUGUGCCUGUGCUUGGUUAUCUAUUCUGGACGAUGUCAGAUAAUUGGGAAUGGGCAGAUGGCUAUGGUCCCAAGUUUGGGCUUGUAGCUGUUGGUCGUGCUAACAACCUAGCACGGAAACCUAGGCCUUCAUACUAUUUAUUCUCCAAGGUUGUUACAACUGGGAAAAUUACAAGACAGGACAGGCUGGAUGCUUGGAGGGAGCUGCAACAAGCAGCAUUUCAGAAGAAAACACGCCCAUUUUUCAGGGCUGUAGAUAAACAUGGUCGGAUGUAUGCAGGGGGUUUAGAUCGGCCUAUCCAGAGAUCAUUCAUAUUGCGGGAUUGGCGAUUUGGUCAUUAUGAAAUGGAAGGCUUGCAGGAUCCUUUCAGUCGCUUUAUAAGAUCCAUUUUUUCACCAAUUUUGCGCAAGAAGAAGAUUCAUUACAUUGAGUAUGAGGAUAUUUCUUAUGCUAUUUCUCCCUGA